Molecule: messenger RNA, 6443 nt
Organism: Gorilla gorilla gorilla (western lowland gorilla)
Lineage: Eukaryota; Metazoa; Chordata; Mammalia; Primates; Hominidae
Exons: 1
Source: RefSeq, a predicted model, not a curated record
UUUGCUGAGUGGCUGCUGGUGGCCUGCCCUUUACCAGGAUUAUCCACCAGUGCUGGAGGCAGGGCUACCACCCUCACUUUGCAGAGAUAUGAGGCCCGGCUGAGAACAAGUCUAGUGGUCACAGUAAGUGGCCAACUUCAGGCUUGAUGGGGCGCAGCAGGGCUUGAGCAGGUUGCAUGAACGAUUCGCUUCCUGAGGCCGUUAUUUUAGACAUGUCUUCUUCGUCAAUGCAGAGGCUUGUUUUUCUGGGAAUUUGCAGCCUGUCUUCAGGACCAGUCUUGCAUCUGGCACAGCAGUCCCAAGCCUUUUUGACACCAGGGACUGGUUUUGUGAAAGACAGUUUUUCCAUGGACAGGGCUUGGUGGUGGGGGAUGGUUUGGGGAUGAAACUGUUCCACCUCAGAUCAUCAGGCAUUAGAUUCUCGUAAGGAGCACGCACCUUAUAUCCCUCACGUGUGCAAUUCACAAUAGCGUUCCCGCUCCUAUGAGAAUUGAAUGCUGCUGCUGAUCUAACAGGAGGCGGAGCUCGGGCGGUAAUCUUCUCUUGUCUGCUGCUCACCUCCUGCUGUGGGGCCCGGUUCCUAACUGGUCAUGGACUGGUGCCGGUCCACAGCCUGAGUAUGGGGGACCCCCUGAUCUAGCAGACUGAGGCCAGAUUGAGGCAAAAGCAGAUGAAUUUAUGGAAAAGGAUCCAUGCUGGCCGCCUGUAGGAGAGGCAGUGCCUGGAUGGGUCUUUAGCUGCCCCAGACCCCGUGAGCAGGUCUCUCCUAGCGACGCCUCUGGCACUUUGGGAGCCCAGGGGAGGGGAGGGAAUGAGAAGGUGGGCAAAGGAGGAGAUGACCUUCGUACUGAGCUUUGCGAGCGUUCAUCUGGCCUCACAACACCGCGGAGAAGUCUCUCCCACUCUACCUGAAAACGCCAAUAUAAUCUGGAGAUACCAAAAAGUGUCAUGAACACGCAAGCUUAUCCUAAUUCCCACCGUUAUUCUGGUCCUUAAUGAAUCAAAUGAGGAACUGGUUUGUGACUCAGGAAACUGAAGUCACAGAGUUCUUAAGAUCUGAGAAAAAUGGGUCACUGUGUUUGGUGCUUCACAGGACACGGGGCCUGCAGGCGAGGAGCCAGGCCUCAAGGGUUCAGUGAGUUGUCCAAGCCAGCGUGACUAAGGGUUCCGCUGGGACCUCUCAGAUUAACUUCCAAGAAGGAAAGCCGCUCCUUGCGCAUACACUUUUUCUUAACUCUCCCCGGCUGGUAAACUCAGGUGGCAUCGAGGCCUUGGCGUCUACCCCUUGGUGACACCCCCAUCAGGAUAACGCCUUGGCUGUGUCUCCCUGGCACCCUUUACCAGAGCAGCUGGGCUUGGGUUGCAGGGAUGGAAGCCUUUAUCUCAGGCGAUACCUGAACAUGUAGAGUAUGUGAUGCUUGCUGAGCUAGAGGCUCAUGGAUUGAUGUCCCUCUGCUGGUUCCAGUCAGUACGUGCCCCUGAAAUUCGAGGGGACUGUGGAGUCUGCUUCCAGGCUUUGAGAGCCCAAGUCUGUUGCAAAUUGAAUUGUAUCCGCAAAAGGAAAUGUUGAAGUCCUAGCUUCUGGUACUUUAGCUUCUGUGACUUUACUUGGAAAUAGGAAAUAGGGUCUUUGUAGAUUUUUUUAAGAUGUAAAUUGGGCCAGGCGCAGUGGCUCACGCCUGUAAUCCCAGCACUUUGGGAGACUAAGGUAGGUGGAUCACGAAGUCAGGAGUUCAAGACCAGCCUGGCCAACACAGUGAAACCCUCUCUCUACUAAAAAGAAUAAUAAUAAAAAAAUUAGCCAGGCAUGAUGGUGGUGCCUGUAUUUCCCAGCUACUUGGGAGGCUGAGUGAGGCAGGAGAAUCACUUAAACCCGGGAGGCGGAGGUUGCAGUGAGCCGAGAUCACGUCACUGCACUCCAGCUCGGGCAACAGAGCAAGACUUUGUCCCCCCCCCCAAAAAAAAAAAAAAAAGAUGUAAGUUAAGGUGAGGUCAUACUAGAGUAGGGUGGCCCCUUCGUGCAAUAUGACUGGUGUCCUUUUAAGGGGACGGGAGCCAGUGGCACAGAGGAGAGACUGCCACGUGAAGACAUGGGGCUGAUAGCCCUGUGAGGACAGAGGCCGAGUUUGGAGCUGCGCAUGGACCAGCUGAGAAGAGCCGAAGGUCGCCCGAAACCACCAGAAGCUGGGAGAGAGCGGGCACUGCAGACACUGCUGGCCUCUGGAACUAUGAGAGAAAUGUUGGUUGUUUUAAGCUACUGAGUUUGUGAAAAUUCAUUACAGCAGCCACAGAAAACUACAAGGCCCCUCUCCCUGCCUGGGGUUCGUUUGCUGGUCUGGAGGGUAAGGGUGCCGGCCACACCAUCCAGACACUUCCAGCCUUGCAUGUGGGGCCUCCUCAGGGAUUUGCCUGGACCCCCCCAGGUCUCAGCCGCCGCUGACGGCAAGUGGCGGGAGCCCCCGAAAGGCGCUGUUACUGCAAGGCUCACUCCCCAAGAGGCCUCUGCCUUCUGGGAGGCGCAGCUGCCCUGCACAGAGGACUGAGUCAGGGUCCACCAGAGAAGGCUGGCUUGAGCCUCUCCCCUGGUCUCAGCCCCUGCAGGCACUAUCCGGCCUCAGAACUUGGGAGAUGGAUGUGGUCAGGCCCUUUCUCCAGGUCAGUUUGGUCACACGCGUGCUCUGUUACACACAGAGUGUCUGCCAUGGAAGAGGGACCUGUCCCUUCAGACAGAGCAGUUCUAGGCAUACUUCUGGGCACUGGUGGCCCCAAGAGGAGUCAUUCCCUGACCCUGUGGAACUCCCAGCUAAGCAAGACAGGCAUGUUGAAAUUCCAAGAUCACAUGGUAACUUUGUCAGUCGCUCCUGUUGUUUAUAUCAGUCAUAACACGUUAGAUCUAGAAGAGGUAGAAAACACACACAAGCGGCCGGGCGCGGUGGCUCACGCCUGUAAUCCCAGCACUUUGGGACGCCGAGGCGGGUGGAUCACGAGGUCAGGAGAUCGAGACCAUCCUGGCUAACACAGUGAAACCCGGUCUCUACUAAAAUACAAAUAAUUAGCUGGGCGUGGUAGCGGGCCCCUGUAGUCCCAGCUACUCGAGAGGUUGAGGCAGGAGAAUGGCGUGAACCCGGGAGGCAGAGCUUGCAGUGAGCUGAGAGCAGGCCACUGCACUCCAGCCUGGGCGAGAGUGAGACUCCGUCUCAAAAAAAAAAAAAAAAAGAAAACACACACAAGCUGUAAUAGUUAAGGGUCUUUGAAAACCAAAUGACACAGUGCCCAUAUCAAACUGACUUAAUGAAGGACAAUGAUUGGCUUCUGGAACAAAGGGGGGAUGACUUCAGGAGAGGCUUGAUCCAGCAGUUUGUCUGGAGACCCAUUCCCUGCUUUCCCUCAGGGCUGGCCUUAUGCUCAGCCUCCCCUGUGAGGUCCUGGGAGCAGCUCAGUCUUGCCUUAGGGCUGCAGGGGGGCAGUGCCACCCCUGGGCUCGUGUUUCCCUGCUGGGAGUCCUAAGGAAGGGGGAAGCAUUAUCUUUUUCAGAAGCUCCAGAAAAUGUCUCCUGAAGACUCAAUGGCUCUAUUUGAUUUCUCACCCAUCCAUUAACUUGCUGCUCUUCUGGUGGGUAUGGAUGUGCAGUUGGGUUUCAGCCUAUGAAGACCUGGCCUGGAGCUGGGGAUGGGGUCGGUCCCACUCAAACCACAGAUCUGGGAAUGGUGGUUCCCCUGGAGCAAAAUCUGGGUGCUGUCAACACCAGGAGGGGGCAUCCGUGGUGUCAAGAAGAUCCAGAACUGUCUACUUAAUGGGCCAAAGGAGGGAAGUAAGAUCGGCUUUGGUGCCACCACCCAGGCGGCCGCCGUGGCAUGGGGGCCUGUGCUUCCAGACCUGGGCAGUGCGUGGAAUGCUGAUGGUGAUUCUGCGGAUGCGCCGAGGGGAUGAUGGCGUUCCCUGAGUGAUCACUGCAUCCCAAGCUCGGUGCUCAGCAGUGCUUCACACACAUUGAGCCAUAGAAUCCUCAGCACCCCAGAAAGAAUUCAGUUAUUGGACAGAGAUUUAUGGAGCCCCCGUUCUGUGCUGGUCGUUGUCGUGAGUAGGAGAUGGAGACGACUCCCCAUCAUGGGCUGUGUUCUUGCAGGAUUUCCCCAUGUUAUAGGUGUGAACAUUGAGGCCCAGAGAAAUGAGGCCGCACAGCUGGAAAGCUGCAGAUCCGAGAUCCAACCCCAGGGCCUUUUACUCCAAAACGUGUGUGCUUAAUGUGUGCCUAUACAUGCCGGUGAGUUUUCUUUUUAAACAGCUGGUCACCCUCAGAUGUCCACUGCUGGCCUGUUUGGCUGCCCUUCUCCAGGCCAGCAGCCAAGACGCAGUGCCGCCCGCAGGGGCGACCGAAUGGGAGCCUUGAAACAGGUGGAGCUGGCGAAGCAGGGCCCUGAGCUGUGUGCGUGGGGCCUGGCUGCAAAUGGCCCAGUGAAGGCUCCGUGCAUUUCCCUUUUUGAAGCUUGAGCCUUUUCUUCUCCAUGAGGCUGACCCACCAGGCUGGCCUGGUCACACACUAGCUGUGCGGUCCUGGCUCAGUUACUUUACCUCUCUGGGCCUCGGUUUACUCAUCUACAACAGGGGUCGGCAAACUACCACCCUCAGCCCGAAUCCAGUCUGCUGCCUAUUUUUGUAAAUAAAGCUUUAUUGGCACACAGCCAUGCUCACUCAUUCACAGAGCCGCUGCAGCUGCUUUUGCACAGGGCAAGAGAACCUGUGGCCCGCAAAGCCUGAAGCCUCUCUCUGUGGCCCUUUCCAGAAAAUCUGCCAAUCCCUGACCUAGCAGAUGGGAUGAUUGUGUGCGGGAGAGUGUAGGCUCUGGGAGGGCAGGGCUGUGUCUGUGGCUGCCACCAGAGUGUCCCCUCCCUGUCACCAAACCAUGGGGUCGUUGCAAGACUCAGAGAGAAACUGUGUUCGGUGUUGAGCACAAGGCACGCAGUGCGUGCUCAGUAACCUCCAGCUGCGAUUCCUCCCGUGAUUAAACAAAGGCAAGGAGGACUGCCCCGACAGGCUCAGAGGGCCCAGGGUCUGGAAUAGGAGCUGAUCCUCGGGUUAGACCACUCAGCUCUUAAAGUGGCUGCCGAUUGAGAGGCUUGUCUCAGCUGCCGCUAGGUGCAAAUUAAAAGGAUUAAUGGACACCGCCGUCUUUGAAAGGCUCAAGGCCCACCGAAGCCCCUUCAGCAGAGGGUUCUGCAUUCUCUCUUCCCCAGCCCUCCUUGUGUGCCCUCGUGAGUGGCGGUGACAAUGCUCCCGGAUGUGGGCCCCAAGGCCAGCGGCCCCAGAGCUGCCCGCCCACCCGUCCGCCUGCUAUUGUCUGCUCAGGCCUGGCGGUGUGGCGCUGGGCUUGUGGGGCCCCGGCGGGCAGGGGACUGUGGGAACGGAUUAGAGGUCCUGGGCUUGCUUUCCUCGUCUUGCAUAAACUCUUGAUCAAAGACAUUCCUGGGAUGACAGAGCCCUGUGAGCUGCGAGGCUGGCCCAGCGUGCGGGACGCACACCCCACGCUGCAGCCCCUGCACAGGCCUGCCCUUGCUGGCCCUCGCUGGCCCUGGCUGCAGUGCUGACUUUGGGGACUAGCCUUAUGGUGGGACUGGUGAUGGAGCAGGUGCCAGGAGGCAGCACAGCCUUCCCCACCAGAUUCAGAGGCCAGGCCUCCAAUGCUGGGCAGAGCGAGGCUGUGACUGCUUCCUGGGGUGCUUCAAGGAGGGUCACGCUGCAUGCAGGGUAGCCGGAGGGAUUGCCGGAUGCAUGCCACUGCCGCUGGGCCUGUUUUCUCUGGACUCCCAUGGGCACUGCCCUACCCUCUGCACAGCCCUACCCACUGUUAUUCCACAAGCGCGGUCCGAAGUCCACGUGCCCGCUCUGCCCAGCCUCCUUCCUCUGUCCCCUCAGGACCUUUCACUCCUUAUGACAACACUAGGUGCUGCCUGGGCUCCUGGGGAACCCCCGACCCUUCCAGCCAUGGAAUCAGCUCCCGGCAUGCGGGUCAGGCUGGACCCAUGGCUCUGCACCUCAGCCCAGCAGCUUGGGGCUGCCCUGUAGGAGCUGACGCGACCUCCCUUCCAUUCGGCCCCCUUCCUAGGACCCACUGUGUGCCAGGGUGGGGAGACGGAGGCAGAGAGAAAUCUGGGAGAUUUCCGUCCUAGAGGGGCUCAGCCAGAGCAGGAAGGUGCCCAGGCAUGACAAUCCCGGACUCCCAGAACCACCUGCCUGCUGUGGGGUGGGGAAGCCCUCAGAGAGCCCGUCCUCACAGUCAGAGCAGAGAUGAAGGUUCCUGUGGACCGAGGCGGGGGGCCAAGCGCAGAACAGGAAGCUCGAUGCAGUCUGGUGUGUCAGGAGCUCCUGGGCAAAGACAUCGAGCUUAUUGGGGUCAAGGCUGGGGAGAGUCGGGGCUGAGUCCCAGGGACCUUGGACGGAGCUGA